Molecule: messenger RNA, 2056 nt
Organism: Pipra filicauda (Wire-tailed manakin)
Lineage: Eukaryota; Metazoa; Chordata; Aves; Passeriformes; Pipridae
Gene: SOX21
Product: SRY-box transcription factor 21
Exons: 1
Coding region: 957-1802 (281 amino acids)
Biological process (GO): cell differentiation; regulation of DNA-templated transcription; anatomical structure morphogenesis
Molecular function (GO): DNA-binding transcription factor activity, RNA polymerase II-specific; RNA polymerase II cis-regulatory region sequence-specific DNA binding
Source: RefSeq, a predicted model, not a curated record
GUGUGUCCCCCCCUCCCCGCCUCCUCCUCCGCCGCCACCGCCUCCUCCUCCCUCCGCCCCCCGCCGCUCCCGCCCGCCCCGCCGCCCCUCCGAGUCGGCGGCCAAGAAAACCCAGAGAGACCUGGCGGCUGCCGGAGAAGGGGGAGCUGCACGGCAGGCGGAGCGCCCCGUAUCCCGCCGAAACUUAGGGAAGUUUGUCCGGCGGCGCGAACCAGGAGGCCCGCGGUGCCCGGCGCCCGGCGAGUAUGUGCGAGGAGCGGACUGCUCGCCGCGCCCCCUCGGGCGGAGCGGGGCGGCUGUAAGCGGGGCGGCCCGCGCCCCCCAGGGCCCUCACCGCAGCGCCUGAGCCGCCGCGGGCCCCGUCCCGCCCGGCCCCGCACUGCUCCGUGGCGGGCUGCCCUCCGAGCUCUGCGGGCGGCGAUGGCACGGGGCGGGCUGUGACGGGCGCCCCGUUAAGGGCUCGCCGCCUCACCGGAGACCGCCGGAGAGCAUCGCGUCCGCAGCAAAACGAGGACCCCCACGCCCCGCGCCUCUCGCCUGCCGCCGGCUCCCGUUCUCGCCGUCGAGACGUCUCUGCGAUCCCGUCUGAACUCCGUGCGCUGUCGCCUGCGGGGAGCAUCGAGGAAGAGCCCUGGCCCGGAGAUAGGCAGCGCGGGGAGAGGCUCCGAGGCCCAGGCGGGGAGCGGAGCCCGUCCCGCCCAAGCCGCCCGCCGCAGCGCCCUGACGGGGAGGCGCCGCUGCCGCUCGGAAGCGCCCCGCGCCCGGAGUGAGGCCACCGGGUACCGCCGCCCCGCGCCCGUAGGAGCCGGUGCCGCCGCGUCUGGGUACUCGCCGAGAUUGGUUUUGAAGGAGCGGACCGCGGCGGGGGCGAGGAAGAGGAGGCGGGAGACGAGCCCGGAGGAGGCGGCCGCCAGAGCGGGGCGGGCGGCGGCUCGCCGGGGCGGCAGGGGGACACCAUGUCCAAGCCGGUGGACCACGUCAAGAGGCCGAUGAACGCUUUCAUGGUGUGGUCACGGGCGCAGCGACGGAAGAUGGCCCAGGAGAACCCCAAGAUGCACAACUCUGAGAUCAGCAAGCGCCUGGGCGCCGAGUGGAAGCUGCUGACUGAAUCGGAGAAGCGGCCCUUCAUCGACGAGGCCAAGCGGCUGCGAGCCAUGCACAUGAAGGAACACCCCGACUACAAGUACCGGCCGCGGCGGAAGCCCAAGACGCUGCUCAAGAAGGACAAGUUCGCCUUCCCCGUGCCCUACGGGCUGGGCGGCGUGGCGGACCACGAGCACCCGCACGGGCUGAAGGCGGGCGGGCUGCACGGCGGCGCGGCCGGCGGGCUGGUGCCCGAGUCGCUCCUGGCCAACCCCGAGAAGGCGGCAGCCGCCGCCGCCGCUGCCGCCGCCCGCGUCUUCUUCCCCCAGUCGGCCGCCGCCGCUGCCGCUGCCGCCGCCGCCGCCGCCGCCAGCAGCCCCUACUCCCUGCUGGACCUGGGCUCCAAAAUGGCCGAGAUCUCAUCUUCCUCCUCUUCCUCGGGCUCCGGGCUGCCCUACGCCUCCUCGUUGGGCUACCCCGGCGCCGGCGGGGCGGGCGCUUUCCACGGGGCCGCCGCCGCCGCCGCCGCCGCCGCGGCCGCCGCCGGGGGGCACACGCACUCGCACCCGUCGCCCGGUAACCCGGGCUACAUGAUCCCCUGCAACUGCAGCGCCUGGCCCGGCCCGGGGCUGCAGCCGCCGCUGGCCUACAUCCUCCUGCCGGGCAUGGGCAAGCCCCAGCUGGACCCUUAUCCCGCAGCCUAUGCCGCGGCACUAUGACCCACGGCCGGAGGAGGCCCGCGCAGAGCUCCGGCGCCCGCCUGGAUGUGUGCCGGCACAUCCGUGCGCACGGGGAGGGGGGCGAGCCGCCGCUGGGGCCGCGGAGGGUGACCGGGCCAGGCGAUGGGGAGCGCCGGGGCGGCGGACGACCUGUUGCUCGUCCCCUGCCUGCUGCCCCGGUUAGACCUUGUGUGUGUUGCAUGCAGUCUGUGCAGAUAGCCCAGCUGAAACAGAAGAGAAAAAAAUGCAAAAAA